Messenger RNA from Siniperca chuatsi (mandarin fish), 5944 nucleotides. Its product is annotated as protein FAM222B-like. The transcript is spliced from 3 exons. The record is from RefSeq and is a predicted model, not a curated record. Lineage: Eukaryota; Metazoa; Chordata; Actinopteri; Centrarchiformes; Sinipercidae. Bases 482 to 2578 code for a protein of 698 amino acids.
UUUAAUACGGGUCGCGUCGGUGUUUUUCGUCAAUGAAAAGCUAAAGUUUGCUAACCAGCUGGCCUCGUCACAAUAAGCACAAAGAAGCUCCUUAUUUAUUGUGGUGCUUGACUCGAGGUAACCUAUUGAACGAUGUAAUUUCACCAUUUUUGGGAGGAAUCGUGGCCCUGCAGUCAGUCCAGUUUGCGUUUGCUAGCUUAAAUAGUCCGGCUACAUCUAUUAGAUCGGUACUAACGUUAGCUAGCUGUAUUAAAGUACAGCAGAUUAAGGCUGGGUAGCUAGACAGAUGGCUAACGUUACCUAGCUACAGACUGUCUGUCUGAAAGUUAACCCAGCCCAAUAUGAGAUGGUAUUAAAUAUGUGAAUCGACAUGUUCAAAAAUCUGACAAAGGUUAACGUAGGCGUUAGCUGAGGACGAUGCCAUAGCUCCACACGUAUGGUGAGGAGAAGGUGUCCCAUGCUGCAUUAGUGGAAUAGUGACAUGCUGGCCUGUCUGCCAGCAUCAGGUGACCCUACCGUCAGACUUCUCUCCCGCACGCAGAUGAACACUGGACUUCAGAAAUGGGAAACUACACAGAAGAUGAGAUCUGCCAGCUAUCCAACCCCAGCAGAGUUGGAUGCCUAUGCUAAGAAAGUUGCCAACAACCCUUUGACCAUCCAGAUCUUCCCCAACAGUGUCAAAGUACCUCAAAGGAAGCACAUUCGCCGUACUGUCAACGGGCUUGACACAUCGUUGUCCAGCCAGCGCCACAGUUCCUAUCCCUCUCAGGUCAGCUCCAGUAGGGGCCUGCUGGCUGUCCUCCGUGCGCCUGCCAAAGGUGUCGUCAAAGAGUCAGACGGUAGCCGCACCCGACAGCUUCAGAAGGCCGUCAUGAACCCUCACAGCGGGCCGUACGCCACUCAAAGCACUUUAAAUCUUCCUCAACCUGCUCCUCACCUACAGGGCCCGUCUCAGCCUGUGGCCCAGGCUGCCCAGAAGCAGGGCAUGGUUCUCCCACAGGCGCUACAGCAACAGCAAAGCAUGACUCAUCCAAUGACUUUACAGCAGCCUCAAACUAUGCCUCACCCACAGGCUUUACAGCAAAGGAACAUGGCUCAUUCACAAGCCCUGCAGCGGCAGCAGAGCUUGUCCCAGGUUCAGACUUCACAGCAGCAAAGAUUGGCUCACCCACAAGGCAUACAGAGGCAGCAGAGUGUGCCUCACCCCCAGGCCCUACAGCAACAGCAGAGCCAGUCUUGUCCACCAGUCGUACCACAGCAGCAUCUGUCUCAUCUGCAGACACUAAAGCAUCAGACGGCUCCUCCGCAAGCUUUACUUACACAACAAGGAGUGACUCAGGAUCUGCGCCACAUGUCUGAUGCAGCUCAGCUUCCGAGCAUGCAGCACACCCAGGGGCUAGUUGGCUCACAGCCCCUUCCCCAGGCUGUGGGUGCAGGUCCUCCUACCAUGCCUAAUAGCCUCCAGCAGCCCCCACCAGGGGCAUACGGGCCCCGGAAGCUCCCUGACGCAGAUGCCCCACCAAAUGUAACUGUAUCUACCUCCACCAUCCCACUGUCCAUGGCAGCCAGCCUGCAUCAGAACCGGCCUGGUGACCUGAGCAGCAUUGUGCACCAAAUCAACCAGUUGUGCCAGGCACGGGCCGGCAUGGGCACCACCUCAGUCUGUGAGGGUCAGAUCGCAAACCCCAGCCCCAUCAGCCGCAACCUGCUGAUCAACGCCAGCUCAAGGGUGUCCUCUCACCACCCGGCUCUGGGUUCUGUGCCCAGCUGCCUUAUGCUGGGUCCCCUAGACAAAGCUACAGCUCAGACUCCCAAUGCUGCUCUCCAUUCACAGCCCAAUAUAGUGGCUACUAAUAAUAUACCUGCCUUUCACACAGACCCAGAGAAGGUACAACUGCAGCAGCAGCAACUUCAGCACCAUUUACAUCAGCAGAAACAACAACAGCAGCAGCAACAGUUACAGCAGCAGCAACAUUUACAACAACUGCAGCAGCUGCAGCAGCAGCAGCGCUCCUGGGCCCAGCAUCAACUGGCCCACAUGCAGCAGCCGCCGGAGGGGGCCCAUCCCUGUAAGAACCCAAGGAUGGAGCCUCCAACUGAGUGUGCUUUCCCAUCUCGAAACCUCAGCUAUUCCCACAAGCUACCCAACACGGCACAGUCCUUUCCUCUAAAGCACCCUGCAGAAAAAACACGACCUUCAUCCCCUGUUAACUGCCCACUAGGUUCUAUGCCUUACAUUAAUGGCCACUACAUGCAGCCACCGUGGGGCAGCAUCCCAGCCACAGCAGGUAACAAUGUAUCUGGCCCUCAGGACCUCCCAGUGGCUUUCCAGGGGGGGCAGGCUGCUGCCUCCACAGACCGCAUCCCAGGGGCAAAGUACAGGCCAGGGAAAGAGGGUCCUACUGGUCAGUCAAAGUUAAUGCAGAAUGUGGAUUUCUUAGGAGGGGACUUCCAGAUGCCCAGCUUUCAGGAGCAAAACAUGGGUGUGAUGGAGAAGAUGCACAGGUCAGCCAUGGGCCAAGUUCAGGAGCCCAACAACGGCGGAGGUGUCCACACUCAUCACCCAGGCUACCGUUAAAGCGUGAGCUUAUCCCCCCCCUUGGUGUGUUUUGAGUUUUUCUCAACAGCUACUUUCAGCUUCUGUGGUUCAUUCUUUAAGAUCUUGCAAGUGAUCAAUUACAUUUUACUGCUUCAGAGCUUGAUUUAUAGACCCACCAGGUUGUGAUGUUUCCAAGUAUUCCUCAGGUCUUAAGCCAUGUCGUACCUUUGUUGCAGAUGAAGGGUUUUUGAGAUUGUUGUCCAAUGUUGAGUAGAAUUCCUCUUUUCAUCACUGGCAUGGAUGUGCUGCUCUUUGUUCAUUUAUAUAUGGUGUUCUACAAUAUUCAGCUGCAGCUGAGAAUAUGCUUGCCAUGUGAUUGUCACAGUGCUUUUCCUUGGUUGAGAUGGAACAACUCAUCUUUUUUCAGCAUUUGUGGCCUUACAACUGCCCAAAGGCAAGAUUUAGGAUGUCCUUGUGUAAUGUUUUUAUUUGCAAUUAUUUAUCCUCUUAACAGGUUUGUGAUCCAUUUUAAAUAAGAAGGUUACAUGUAUAUGCAAUUAAUACGACUGUUGAAAGGUUUUUGUCCCAGGAGCUCCCUCCCAUAUUUGAGGUGUACACUUGUUAAUGGGCUUAAAUGAGAACCACAACUCUAUCAGGAAUACAACAUGGCUUCUGAACUGCGCCGCGAGUGGUCCAGGUAGUUUUUGCGUCGUUCCAUGGGUGAUCAGUGUGCAAAAACGGCUAACUAUCACUGUUACGCAGAAUUUUAGUAAAAAAUACGACAAAGCCAGCACUAGCAAAAACAGUAACAUUCUCCAUUUCUGAGAUUCAUGUAGUUUCUCAAGUUGCAAGUAGUUUUUCUUACAUUUGGAAAGUCUAAAGUGCCCUCUUGUGUGUAAUAUUUCAAGAAUAGCUUUUGAAGUAGUUAUUUUAUUACAGUUUUUGUCGUAUUUCUGUCCUACUACUACCUUUAGAAAUUUCUUUUUAAAUGUUAUGCUUAACAUUUGGCAAAAGGAGCAAAAACUCCCAUUAACCCCUAUUUGUCUAUAGCUAAUGUGAAACAGAAUGGCAUAUGUAUGUCAUUAUGUGAAAAGCAAAUUGAUCACUUGCAAGCGUGCAAGUACUUAUAAUAAUGCAUACUGGGAAAAUGCUUAAUUUCCCCUUGAACGCAUUUCCUCACCACUUUACUACUGUAAUGCAAGUGAACUGAUGUGGUGUGGACAUAAUCUGUGUGGCUUGUGGUGGGCUGUUAAUCUACUAAUCACUGGCCUUACCCUGUGUUGUAUUUCUGCUACCUAUAAAGAAAAAAAAAAAGUAAGAACAUUUAAUGCAGGUAAUGUUUUGCUAGAUUUGUCUAGCAUGAAGCUCUGGACCCAUUUCCUCCUCUAGUCCUUUUUCGGGUUGAUGUUGUCUGGGCAUAUAUUGCUCUGCUAGCCUCAAGCCCUCUGGAAAAAGCCUUAAAUGUCACAGUAGUUAUCCCCUACUUAAUACUUAUCUUAACUGAUUUUCUUUGCCAGGAUCCCAACUUAAGUAUGGCUUCAUUGUGAGAAAGAGUAAGUUAUUUUUUUCUUUGGUUCAUUUGAAAUCUGUUAAAACUGUACUGUACUACCUGUUGACAAAUCACCUAUCCUACUGUCUCAAAUGUUGCCUAUCUAUCAAGGAUUUAAGAUGAUUUUUAAGAGUAAAAUAUGAAUAGUAUUUAGCAAAAUUAAUAGGUAUGUAGAACAGGGCUGUAGCAGUUAUUUUAAAGUAUUUGGACUGUGUUUUAGUUGUUAUACUUAAUAAAUAUCCUUAUAUAGUUUCUUAAUUUAUUUUUUUUUGGACCACUGCAUCCUGAAGCCAUAGGUGUUUUCACAUUAGGUGCCAUAGGUGACACACAUUGACGCAGACAGUGUAAACUGAGUUGUCUGCACUCAGAGGCAAAUAAGAGGUUUGCACCCAUGCUUUAAUCUGAUGUCUUUCAUAGCGCUGAGCAUGUCUUCUCUGAAUCAUUCUCAGAAUACAGUACAGGUUAAAAGGGAGAAGAUACGUUAUCUUCAGAGAAAGACAGCUGAGAUGCAAGCCGUAGCUUUUCUGGAUUUUGUUCUUCUUACUUGAUGGCAGUUCAUUUUAUUUUUUUCCAUGGCUCUCAUUUUUGAUGUGCCUGCCCCUUAAAGCUGCUAUUGACUUUAAUCUUAACACACACACUAGUAUGAUUUGUGUGUAUGAAUAGUAAUGAUGUAUGGGCUGUAUCAGUGAAAAUAAGUUCCUAUUUAUGGGAUGGGCGCAGGGCGACCACUCAAAUGCUGGUAAAUUUGUUAAGGUCUAUUCUACCGGCUAUAUUUGGAGAUUAUUCUAAAUAUAUAAUAACUGACCAGUAUUCAAUGUGGCAGAGUGAUUUUCAGGAGUCUCACCCACUGUGGCCUAAAGACAGACACCUUCCAGGCCUGUUUGGGUUUCCUACCUUUAAAUCAACACUAAACAAUUCGACAGACCGGCCCUGUUUAUUUUGAACUGCCUCUUUACAGCCCGACAUAGUCAGGUUCUACAGUUUCAUAUGAAGUGCCUCCACUGGGCUUAGUAUGGAGAAAUGUGUGAAUGGGUGCUUGCGUGUGUGUAUGUUAAGCUUGGGUACUUGCACACAGGUGUGCACACUGACAAGGUGCACAAAGUUAAUCUCUGAUGGGGGACCAAGCUACUUAGUGUAACUACUGAUACUGUGUCAUGGACUGAAGUCCUGAGGUGUGCCACGAUUCCUAGACACUGUCGGGAUGUGUGAACUGUUUGCUGCUGACUCACUGACCAAAGUGACCAAGCGUCCCUCUCUGUAACCACCCCGGCCAAAAGCCUUGGCAAGCUUGUAUUGGGAACUUAUGUUCUAACAGUAAUAAGCAACAACCUGGUGACAUAAAGGAGAGCUGCUGCCCUCAUUUGGACGGUUAAAGAAAAUCUUGUGAAGUAAAAGUUUAAAGAUGUGAACAGAGCAUAAAAAAAAUCUAGAGUGAGUGGUUCCUGUCUGCACAGUACACCCCAAUUUCUUUUCAGAUUCAGAUGUUGUUCUAACCAGAACUUUGUAUGUUUUGUGGUUCUAUUUCACAAUAUUAUCAUCAUGCAAAAACAGUACAUGUCAAUAUGCACUGUAAGAAUAUAAUCUAUUUAAGCACAUUGUAGCUCAUCAUGUUAGUUAACUCAGAUGGCAAUAUUUAUUGGGGCACAGGUAUGUAACAACACUCUAGAUUUAUUUUUACUCCAAUUAAUAUGAUUAUCUUUGAUUGUCAAAGAUCUAUCAUGUUGUGAAUGGUGGUGGAGGGGGGCUUACUUUCUCUACUUUGUGAAAAUGUGAUACUCCAGUUUUGCCUAACCUUCAGGAAUAAAAUGUCUUGCACAAACAUUCCCCCUAACCAAAAUAAAGUUUGCAAACACAAA